Messenger RNA from Closterium sp. Naga37s-1, 768 nucleotides. NCBI's taxonomy places the organism in Eukaryota, Viridiplantae, Streptophyta, Zygnematophyceae, Desmidiales, Closteriaceae. The record is from the annotation of a GenBank genome assembly.
AUGGGCCCUGCUGACGCUGGCGGCCAGGAAAACGGUCCCCGCGACGUGGGGAGUAGAGCCGCUGGCGCUUUGCAGAAGGGGGCGAACACGGAGCUGGGGGCCGACGCCCAGACGUUUGGCGGGCAGGCGACCGCUGGCGAGAUGAACGAGGAGGGGGCGAACGAUGACGAUGCGAACGGCGGUCACGGGAUCGGCUUCGCGACGCCACGCGACGAGGCGAACGAGGAGACAGCGGCGAACGGGCCGCACCGUGACGAUCAUCGCGGCGGCUCUCCCGCUUAUCGUCGCGAGCUGCCGAUGAGCGACGGCGAGGCGAACGCUCCUGGUGCACCACAGCCUCUGCGCCGGAGCGCAAGACGGACCCCGCGCGCAGGGGCUCCGGCGGUGACAAGGACCUGCCCGCGCGCCGAACCAGCUCGCGCUGCUGGUCCUCGAAGCGGCGGCGGAUCUGAUCAGCGGACGCCGGUGGAGCAACAGGUACGCUCGCGGCAGGGCGUGCAGGAGGACGCGGACGGGGAGCGGGAUCGCUCUACGCGGCGCAACAGGCGGCACCUGUGGCAGCCACUCCGAGGAGCGGACGGGGAAGCACGCGGGGGAGAGGCGGGGGUCGAGGAGCGCGCGGAGGACAGCGGAGUGCAGGCCAAGCGGCGAGGGGGAAUCCGCGCCAACUACCGAGCCCAAUCUGGUUGGGGGAGCCGGCGGAACGAGUCACGCGCCAGUCGUUUGCUAGACGCGGGGGGAGAAGGGGAACGACAGCGCAAGCAAUGA